Hyalella azteca is the source of this 1324-nucleotide messenger RNA. RefSeq lists its product as uncharacterized. The record is from RefSeq and is a predicted model, not a curated record. NCBI's taxonomy places the organism in Eukaryota, Metazoa, Arthropoda, Malacostraca, Amphipoda, Hyalellidae. The coding region runs from base 306 to 1100 and encodes 264 amino acids. The transcript is spliced from 2 exons.
GAACCUAGUGUCGCCUUUAAGAAGGUUUAACCGUGCACUGCGUGCAGCUGUUUAUCAUUCGUACUAGAGUACGAACUACGAAGAAAGAGGGCACUCGUGAAUUUUGACCUGUGUUAAAGUUUUAUGCUAAGACACCAAAAAGCAGAGACUAAGAAACUAACUUUGAAGAAAUCAAGUAUCCAUCAGUGUCUCUGUAAAGUCUCCAAUUCAUUAACUGUGAGUUUCCUGAUCGCUCCGAGGCCAACUAUAAACGACCCACAAACACGCCGUCAAAUUUGUUGAACUAUUUUGCUGUCACAUUCGAAAUGGAACUCUUAUCGACGCUGCUGGAUGGCACAAGGAGGACGUUCCCGUGGCUGAAAGAUAACGACGGUCGGCGUCGUCAGUGCACAGUGAAGCUCAUGGUCCGGCAGAUUGACGGUGGCGUGGCCGAACACUGGGCGCUUUAUUUCGAUUGGACCGAUCGAGCUGCCACGUACGAAGCCAACGACGAAGACGGGUACCUAAUUCCUUACUGGAAUAGAGGUUAUCCGGAUGUUACCUACACGUGGACGAUGUCUCGUCGCUUUAGCUUGGAGUGCUCACCCCAACAAAUCAAUUCUAAGGCCCGCCAAAUUUCCCUGAACGGCUUACCCUACUUACUGACUGAUAGGAACUGUCACCAUUGGGCCAUUGAACUCGCUUCGCAGGUUGGUCUCAACAUCAAUGAAGCUCUGGAAAGUUACCUUCCUGGAGAUUUGAAGAGCGUCAUCAACUUUGGGUAUGCCAUCAACAACGCAACGCAAUGUUUCUCCCAGGCGGGGUCAUUGUUCGCUGGGUCAACGGUCUCCUCGAACACAGGUCACGCUCGUGCCCUGGCUCGAGCUGCUCCAGAGGCCGCGAUGGUUUCCUCCAGAGUAUCUCGCGCCUCUGCCAGGGCAAUGGAUGGCGCCGAUGGACGACAGUUGCAAAGGAUAAGCAGCGACGACUCGACGGAACAAACUUUCAAGGCCGUGGCUGGGGCCGUUAUGUUCGCAGGAUAUGCUCUUGGAACCCUACUAAAGAAUAUUGCUGGUGAUGAGGAUGAGUCACCAACCACUCAGUCUAGAAGAAGUAAUUAAUGAGAUUUCUACUAAAAUGUGCAUAUAGAAUCUAAAAUAAUUAGAUAAAUGCCUUGUCUGUUCUGGUGCUUAUAGAUUUGCAAAAUAACUCAUCUUCUACUGAAAAAAAAUUAUUUCCCGGUCCACACUCCACAAUCAUGAACAAGAAGUGUGGCUGCUUGUAGUUUAAAUAUUUUUUGAAAAGGCUUUCUCAUGAGGCACGAUGCCUGUGGCUGUGAAAGAAU